Molecule: messenger RNA, 429 nt
Organism: Neoarthrinium moseri
Lineage: Eukaryota; Fungi; Ascomycota; Sordariomycetes; Amphisphaeriales; Apiosporaceae
Exons: 1
Coding region: 1-429 (142 amino acids)
Source: RefSeq, a predicted model, not a curated record
AUGAAGCUCCCACGGUCGGAUAGCAGUGUCCAUGACGGCGACGUGGUAAAAACGAGCUGGUCCUCAAAUGUAAUCGUAUUACGCAUUUUGUACACAGUGACGACUUCACGCUACGCCUUCCAUGGCGUGUUGGCCAAGAAUCUCGACUGGUCUGCUCAAGAUGAGCCAAACAGUGAUGAACUACUAUGGGUUUACAACAUUGCCGGGCAGAUAUCCCUCUGGCAGGAAAUGCGACAGCGCCCGAAAGCUGGCGCGGAGUUUACCGACCAUGAAAUCCAAGAGAUUAUCGGCCAUUACGAGCUCGAGGAUGGCCGCCUGUUCUAUGCGAUCAAGUGGGCGGGGUACGAGUGCCCUACGUGGGAGCCGGAGGGGAGUCUUGGGGCGUAUAAGGAAACUAUACUCGACUACUGGCUCUCAUUGUCAUACUAG